CCGCCACGGCUGAAGAAUUGGGAAACGCGAGCCUUAGGAGCAGGGCGCUGGGGGUUUUCGGAGUGGGUUUCCGCGAAGGGCUGCGGCAGGGAGAGGUUCCCGGCAUUGCCACGGCCGGCGCAUCCGCAUCGGGAGGGGCUUGGGGCCGGUGUGUAACACACCUGACACCUGUUGCGUGAGCGACCGGGCGAGGAGAGAGCCACCAGGUAGAGGAUGCCCCAGGUAGGGAGGAGCCGCCGGGCGGAGAGCGAGGAGCCGGAUCGCAGCUCUGCAGGGCUCCCGGCAGCCGGAACCCCAUCCCGGCGCUGCACCGAGCUCAUCCCGCCCUCAGCCGACCACGGCCCCAGCCUGCCCGGAGAAUUUCAACCCUUUUUUGAGAUAUGUGAAGACAACUUAAGAGAAUGAAUUUACACUGAAACAUAUGUUUAGAGUUGGAUUUUGUGCUGUUGACCCGGUUCUCCUGCUACAGUCUACGAGUUAAUGUACGUACGUCCUUUUGCUUCUAACACUUGGCGGUGGGGGGGGGGGGUGGUGGUGGUGGUGUUUGUGUAUUCUUAAAUGACUUCUAGAAUCAAGAAAAUCAAAACAACAGUGCUCUCUAUUUUUUGCUAACAUAGUGCAUAGGAUUAAGAACUCCUCUUUCACUACACAGUAGCAAGGCAAGGAGUCUUCACUGUGCCCAAAUCUCGAGAAGAGAGUAUCUGUCUUUACAAGAGGAGGGUAGGAAAUGCUUUUCCUGUUAUUCCUACAUUAUUCCUAUUCCUAUGACCUUUACGGACAUGAGGUAGUUGAGUAGAAAGUUCUUGCUCUAGUUAGCAGCUGUUUGGUACUGUCUUACAUUAAUAAUCUAGGGACCCUGACUUUGUGUAGAUGGAUGAAUACUUGCAACUGGUGUUCCAAGGACUGGUGCUCACACAUAGCUUUGGUUGGAUUACAUGUUUGUUAAAACGCCCAUGGCAUUUUAUGCUCUAAUUUUUGCAACAUUUAUUGUCUUUGGUUACUGUGAACCACUGUUAGCAAUAUAGAAUUUUCCCUACUGGGGAACUUUCCAAUAAUGGGGAAGUUUCCUAAAGAAGUAGGUGUAGUUACAUCAACAUUUAAGUUGUCACAUGAAGUCUUUGACAAAUAGUUCUGUUUUCCUGUCUUUUUCAUUUGAUUGUGGCAGAAACAUACAGCAGCAGUACUGAGGAGCAAUUUCCACAGUGAAUAUUUUUUGCUUUUAAAAAAAUUUUUGCCACAGAUGUUGGAAGCUGGCAGGAGGACAGAAGAGGUAUUGUGGUAGGUUCUGUAAGAAAAUUAGCAAGCAGAUAGCUUUAGUAAAGGACUUUGAUUGACAUUAAGGUCUCAAACUGUUCCAGAGGAUCCUUCUGCUCAAGGUGAAACAGGAGAAGGUUCUAUAAUGGUUAUUGCAGUAGUUUUCUUUUUGCAUGUGAACGUGGAUUUGACCUGGACCUACAUUUUUUUCCUCCUGAAAGUGAAAAAUUGAAUGCAGAAGCAAACUUUCUCAGCCUUGAGGAAAUUUGUAAGUAAUAGUCAUACAUAUUCUGUGUACUGUAAAGCUUGUUUUUCCUCCAAAUAGGGAGAAAGCAUGCUAAGAAAUCUCAUCAACUGCAGGACAUAAACAUAGAACUAUAAAAGGUUCAACCUGCAUCAUGGGAAGACCUUUGUUUUUGUAUAUAUUUUUAUUCUACUGGCAUUUCCUAACUGCUUUAUUCACUGUUGAGGCUCCUCAGUCACUCUUCACUGUGGAACGUGGGAACAACGUGACCAUGCAAUGCACAUUUCCAGUGAAUGGGGAAUUAGAGUUUAGAGAUUUAAGUGUCAGCUGGGAAAAAAAAGAUGAGUCAAAGCAGGUUUAUGUACUUCACAAAGGAGAGGAAGACUUCAAAAAUCAGCACAUUGACUUUAGGGGAAGAAUAAAAUUGUUGAAAGAGAAUUUGAACUUGGGACAGUCUCUCCUUCAGAUCACCGAUGUGAAGCUCAAAGAUGCAGGGGUUUACCGCUGUGUUAUUGUCUAUGGGGGAGCUGACUACAAGACAAUCCAUCUGAAAGUUAAGGCUCCUUACAGAAUUAUAAACCAAGGAGUGGUGAGCACAGGACACAACGAAUGGAAGUUGACAUGUCAGUCAGAAGGACACCCAGAAGCUGAAGUGAUAUGGCAAAACAGAAACCAUGAAGAUAUUACUGACAAGGCAAGCACAAGAUUUGAAACUGGAAGUGACCAGUUGUACCAUGUGACAAGUACCCUUACAAUCAAAAGUGGAAUUGAUGAGAUUUUUUACUGUAUAUUCUGGAAUAAAGAGCUGCAAGAAAAUACAUCUGCUAUUUUACACAUAGCAGCUGAUGGCAUUCUCCAGACUGAGAGCAGACGCUUUGUUGGAGCAGCUCUCAUUGCUACUGCUUUUAUUGGAUCAGGGCUUCUACUUCUGCUCUGCAUAAGAAAAGAGCUGUCAAAAGAUAAGGAUACACAGGACUGCAGAGAUGAUGCUUUUGAAGACAGAGAGCUGAAAUAUAUGCAAAUUGAGAAGACCUAGAGAGAGCAGGGGAAGACUUUUUUCCACUAUUGUGAAGAUUUCAGAGCUCAAAUGUUAUGUAUUCUAUCUACUAAAGGGGAUAUUAAUUUUUUGUAUUUAUUGUGUGAUGACAAUUUUCUAUAUUGUUGUAACACAGGAAAAAUAUAAUGAAGUUGAAAUAAUUAUUAUAGCAUAAAAAAUUAUUGAACGCAGGCUUCUGCAUAUGUGACUAGAUAUUGAGGUAUUUAUUUUAAUAUCAAAGUUUCUGCCUUCUCAAGUUUAGGCAAAUGUCUUUCAAAGAAACAUUUAAUUGAAAAUAUCUUUCAGGUAAAGCACUUUAGGUCUAUGACCAUCAUUAAUUUCACAGCUAGUUCUUGAUAGGUCAUCUUCUGAACCUUUUUCUCUUCCUUCUUCAUCUCCAUUUCCUGCAUGAAACUAGUUUUCCAUCUUUUGAAGAAUCUUUUCAAUACUUUGAUCCUCAAAAAAGAUGAUGGCGCAACAAGACAAGGUGCCAUACCAGUCCUUAAAAUGCCGGAUGCUCACAGCUAAGUCUGGAAAAGAUGACUGAAGCCUCUUGGCAACUAUGGCUUGGAAAUUACGUAAUACUGAGCUUUUUGAUAUCUUUCUUUGAAAAGCAUUUUGGGCAUUUAUCUUCCUUAUGAUACAGCUGGCACUACUUGGUUACUGCUCAUUGCUCUUCUGAUUUACAACCUGGGGAUAAUAAAAUUCUUUAGACAUUUAGGAAGAACAGCCCUUGUUUUAGAUGGCCAUUUUGUUUUCUUGGGAAUGGAAAAAGGAAAAUCUACUUACUUCUAGGACAUGAAAUACAUGCUUACAUGCAUAUUUAAUGUGUAGUUAAUGUUAAUUAAUUUUUAAUUAACAUAGUUAACAUUUUAAUUAGCACUGUCAUUAAGGUUAAUUAAAAAGAAUGUUAAUUGUAAUACACAUGAUUACAUAGAAAUACUGAAGAAACCUGUUCCUGGAUCCCAUUUCACAAGUUACUGUUAUAUUACAUUUUGUUAAGUGCAUAGGUUUUUUGAGGGAGAUCACAUAUAGAUGAAAAAAAUGUAUGACAAUGGUAUUCACAAUUGUAUUUUUUUAAUAAAACAUGUUUUAUCUUG
This is a messenger RNA of Catharus ustulatus (Swainson's thrush), 3634 nucleotides long. RefSeq names its product programmed cell death 1 ligand 1-like. Gene Ontology annotation, cellular component: external side of plasma membrane. The record is from RefSeq and is a predicted model, not a curated record. Gene Ontology annotation, biological process: cell surface receptor signaling pathway; immune response; T cell costimulation. Lineage: Eukaryota; Metazoa; Chordata; Aves; Passeriformes; Turdidae. The coding region runs from base 1653 to 2534 and encodes 293 amino acids. The transcript has 8 exons.